AUGAAGGAAGUAUCAAUCUCACUGGAUUUAGAACAUCGACAGCAAGAUGAAAUUAGUAGUAUUGAAUCAAUCUAUGGAGAUAUCUUUACCAAUAUUACUCCAAGUGGAUUAGUAUGGAAUAAGAAACCUUCACCUCAUUUCCAAAUAUUAUUAACAUCCAAUGAGAAUCCAGAUAGACCAGAAGUUUCUAUUACUUUAGAUAUUGAAUUUACUCCAACUUAUCCUUUAUCAUCUCCUUUGAUUAAAUUAAUUAAUCCAAGUUCAAAUUUAUUAAAAGUUAAUUUAUCACAAUUAAAUUCUAAAAUUAAACAAUUGAUUAAAGAAUAUCCAGAAGAAGAAGUUUGUUUUACAAUCAUAUCAGAAUUGAAAUUCAUGUUGGAUGAAAUCCAAUCAACUACUGAAAAAGUGCUAUCUUUAGAAGAAGAACGUGAACUUCGAUUAAAGAAUGAAAGAGAAGCAUUGGAACAAGAAGAAAAACGCAAGAAACAAGAACAAGAAUUAGAAAGAGCCAAAAUGAAUCAAGAAUUAAAUGAACAGAUCCAAAAGAUUCAAGGCGAGUUUUUAGAUGAAGAAGAAGAUGGGAACCUGCUUUCAGAUGAAGACAGAGAACAUAAUAUUGAAAUUACUCGUAUUGAUGACUUGAUUCCAGAUCAAAUAGAUGAUUAUUUCGUAUUUGAAAAUCCAAUUGAAGCAAUUGUACCCAAUACUAGAUUUACAAUAAAGUUCAAAGCAGUACUGGGAUUCAUUAGUUAUAAAAGAAGAGGAAUAUUGACAUCAGUUGGGAAUCAAUAUAUUGUUAAACCAUACCUUGGAAAAGAAAUGGCAGCGAAAUUUAAAGCAAGAGGAAUUGAAGUAUCUUAUUUACUCACAGCCAUUAAUUUAAAUAAUAGACAUUGGCAAACAGAUAAUGGGAAACGAGAGAUUCAAGACUUAGAACGAGAAUUACAAUUAAUAAUGAGCAUAAAUGAUUCAAAUAUCUUAAAACUAGUAGGAUUCCAAAUUGAUAAAUCAACUGAUUGUUGGAAAAUAAGAUUAUUAACUGAGUUUUCAUUAGCAGCUGAUUCAUUAUAUGAAAUUCUCCCAACUGCUGAAUUCAUUAAUUGGGCAUUGGCUAGAACUUGGUUAAUUCAAUUAUUACCAGCUCUUGAAUACUUACAUAAUGCUGGAUUUGUGCAUAAAUUAUUAUGUCCCCUUACAGUCAUGGUAUUUUCUCAUGAUGUUAAUGCAAAUGCUCUGGAACUGAGUAUCAAUUCUAUCAAUUCGAAUGUUAAUCCAUUUCCCAAAAAGAUAUUGAAAUUAUGUCAUCCUUCAUAUGGAUAUAGAAUAUUACAAAUGCUUAAUAUGUAUCCUAAUAGUGAUAUAAGUGCUCCACUUGAACCUCAUUUUAUGCCUGAAGCAUGGAUAGCUCCAGAAUUGAAAUCUCCACAUUAUAACUCACAUCAUCAAAAAACAGAUAUUUGGGACUUGGGAGUAUUGUUCCUUAGGGUGAUGUUAGGAUAUGAUAUUCUUAAAACUACAUAUCCUACCCCCGAUUCAUUUCUAACCAAAUUCUCAGCUAAUGAAUUCACAGGAGUAGAAGAAUAUGCCAAUUUAGUCUAUGACCUAUUAUCGAAGAUGUUACAACCCAAAAUUUCCAAACGACCAACUCCACUCGAACUAAAUGCCGUGAAAUUCCUCCGUGAUGGCCCAGUAAUCAUGAAACUCCAAUCUACAUCAAGUGCAUCCCAGAAAAUCAAAGGAUCAGAAAUCGUAUCCCUGGAAUCCCAACCAAAUCAACCACCCACCACCACCUCCAAGGGCAGUCCUGCUAUCAAACAUGUUCAUAUUAAGGACAAUAGUCAAUUACGUAUCGACAGAGCAUCUUCAUCCUCACCAACACCACUACCACCCGAUCGUCGACACACAUUCUCACCCACCAUGUCAAACCUCUCCCGUCGUCGUCUUUCAAACCAAAACCAAUACCUUGGCGAAAACCUGGGGUCGAUCUUCUCGUCUCAUCUGAGGAGAAAUAUGGGUCGAUAUGAACGUGAUUUCGAAGAGGUUGGAAAAUUGGGAAAAGGGGGUUUUGGAGAAGUUGUAAAAGCCCGAAGCAGGAUGGAGGGGACUUUUUAUGCUAUUAAGAAAAUUAAACAUCGGGCUGAUAAAUUGGAUUCAUUAUUGAGUGAGGUGUUGUCAUUGGCGAGAUUGAAUCAUCAGUAUAUUGUGAGAUAUUAUGGGACUUGGGUGGAGGAGAUUGAGGAUACUAUGACAAGUGCGUCUGCUGUGGAUUCUGAAGAGGAAGAGAGUAGUGGAGAUGAAAGUGGGGAUGGAGAGGAAGGGUUUUCGGAUAGUUUUGAGACGAAGUUGGGUAGAUCGUCUUCGUUUUUGCCAAGUAUGGAUAAUUCAUUCCAGGUUGAUUAUAUUUCCAAUUCAUUUGAUCCUAGAAUUGAAUUUGAUGAUGAGGAUGAAAGUGAUGAAGAUGGUGAUGAUCCGUUUGUGUUUGCAAAUUCAACUGAUGCAGAAUCAAAUGCGGAAACAACAGAUGAUGAUUAUACGUCUUCGACAGCUCUGACUGUAUCCAAACGCAUGCCAACACAACGUGGUUCUGGAAUUAUUAAACGAGACCUGCCAAAAUCAAUACUUUAUAUCCAGAUGGAAUUUUGUGAAAAUAAAACAUUAUUAAAUCUUAUUGAACAAGGACUUCCGGGAAAUCCUAAUGAAUAUUGGAGGUUAUUCAGACAAUUAUUGGAAGCUGUUUCAUAUAUCCAUCGAGAAGGAUUUAUUCAUCGAGAUCUAAAGCCCAUCAAUAUUUUCAUUGAUAGGGUUAAUAAUGUAAAAGUUGGAGAUUUUGGUUUAGCCAAAAAUUCCCAAUUUUCAUCAGUUGUAUCCACCAAUAAUCAAGUUGCAACCACUCCAUCAGUUGCAUCACCAACGAAAGAUUUAUCCACGCUUGUAGGAACAUUUUUCUAUACUGCCAAUGAAGUUGCCACUGGUUCAUAUGAUGAAAAAGUCGAUAUGUAUUCCUUAGGUAUAAUUUUCUUUGAGAUGUGUUAUCCAUUAUCAACCGGAAUGGAACGAGUAAGGAUAUUGAAUGAUCUCCGAUUAAAAACCAUUGAAUUCCCGCUGAAUUUCUCCAAAAACCCAAAAUUCAAAACCGAAAAGAAAAUCAUUAAAUUAUUAUUAGAUCAUGAUCCCAAAGUCCGUCCAGGGGCCAAUCAAUUAUUACAAACGGGUUGGCUACCCGUUGAACAUCAGGAUCAGGUUAUUAAAGAAGCAUUGAAAUCUUUGGCGGAUCCAGCAUCUCCAUGGCAACAACAAGUGAGGGAAACUUUGUUUAAUCAGCCAUAUCUGUUAGCAAAAGAUCUUAUGUUUGAUUCACUGACGACCAAAUCUCAAGCUAAUCGGAUUGAAUCAACUAGUGAUUAUUUAUUGUUUUCGAAAUUGAUCCAAGAAUUAUUUAGAAUAUUUCAGAAUCAUGGUGCAGUUGAGAAUUUUAAUACUAAUAUCAUCCUACCCAAAGUCCCAUCCCAAUCACGAGAAUUAGUUUAUGAAAUCUUAGAUAGGAGUGGGUCGGUGCUUACACUCCCAUAUGAUCUUGUAUUACCAACUGCGAGAUUCUUGAGUCAUACACAAGUCACAAUCCCCAAGAUAUUCAGACAUGAUUUCGUAUAUAGACCAAAUGUCCGUGGAACGGGUAUACCUGAUCGCUACAGUGCUGUGAAUUUUGAUAUUGUGGGACAUAGCAAAUCGGAAAGAUUAGCGCAAGAUGCAGAAUGUUUGAAAGUUGUUGAUGAAAUCAUGCAAUUGUUUCCAUGUUUCCAUUCGAAGAAUCUGACGGCGAUUAUUGUGAUUAAUCAUUAUGAUAUUUUGGAUGCGGUGAUUUCAUUUGCAUUUGGGAAUAUUGGGAUUGAUGAGAAGAAAAAGAGUGAUAUUUUUGGGGUGUUGUCACAAUUAGGGAUAGAUAAAAGUACCGAAGAGAUUAAACGGUAUUUAAGAGAGGAUUUUAAGGUUCCACAUACUGUUAUUACUGAUUUGAUUGAUAGUUUUAAUUUCACUUGUGAAUUAGAAAAAGCCAGACAAAAAUUACAAAAAUUAAUGAUUGAUUCUCCAUAUUUGGUAAAAGUAGAACGAGCAUUUAUUCAUCUUCGGGAUAUGUUUUCAAUAUUAUCGAAAUUAGAUAUCAAGACUCUGAUAUUAUUCAAUCCAUUAAGUAAUUAUAAUAGUAAAUACUAUUCCCAUGGGAUAUUAUUCCUGGCAGUAUUCAAAGUUGACAAAUCAAGACGAUUUACAAGAAUAGCAACUGGAGGGAGAUAUGAUGGUCUAAUUGCCUCAUUCUCAAACAAAGACCUCAUCAUGACUUCCAACAAAUCAACCACUCCACAUGCUGUCGGAUUUUCAUUAACGACGACAUUAAUGAUGAUCUUGAUGAAGACACUCAUGACCCGGAAACAACAAAAACAACAACAACAUCCUGGUUCAUCCAAUUUAUUAAAAUGGCAUGGAAGUAGAAUGGACGUGUUGGUCACCUCGACUCAAGAAUCAUAUAUUACCCAAGGAGGAUAUGAAAUAUUACGGAUGUUAUGGUCACAUAAUAUAAAAUCAGAUAUGUUCUAUGGCCGUUCCCAAGAUGAAAUUUCCCAUCAGGCAUAUAUUGAUGGAGUUACACUCGUGGUGAUUAUCAAACAAUCUCCUUCAACAACUCAGGCAGGGAGAAGUCGGAAAAAAUCACAAUUCAAACCUAUUAAAGUUCGAAAUAUGAUAUCUGGUCGAGAAUCAGAUGUUGAUUAUGAAGAAUUGGUGACAUAUAUCCAGAAUGAACUUGAAGAACAUCAUGGUGGUGAUUUAGAUAUCGAUAGUAGUAGCAAGACCGAAGAUUUGAAUAUUGAUACCCAUACUGCUACAGCAGGUACUUCUGCCCCAUUGGAGGAUUUAUCACCAAUAUUCUCGAUGGAUAUUUCGCAAAAAGUGAUUGUCGUGCCCAAUGAUGCUCCAAGAGGUCGGAAAGCGGUGAAUAAGAGUCAGAAAUGGGAAGUGGAGAAUGAUGCCCAGAUUGCUAGUUCACAAUGUUUGAAAUCAAUAGCAGGGGCGCCGGUUAUAAGUAUAGAUGCGAGAGAUGAGAUCUUGGAUAUGAUAAGUAUAACUUCUAUUCAUCAACAGGAUGAAUGGGUGAGAAAAGUGGUUUAUUCGACAAAUAAUUUCCCCAAGAGUUUUGCGAUGAAUAUUUUGAAUACGUUGGUUAAAGAACAUGCAAAGGGGAAUAGUUGGGUUAUUUUGGUAGCUGCAAAGACCCAACAUACAACAAUUGUAGAUUUGAGAAGAUAA
Molecule: messenger RNA, 5301 nt
Organism: Hemisphaericaspora subhashii
Lineage: Eukaryota; Fungi; Ascomycota; Pichiomycetes; Serinales; Debaryomycetaceae
Gene: GCN2
Product: serine/threonine-protein kinase
Exons: 1
Coding region: 1-5301 (1766 amino acids)
Biological process (GO): DNA damage checkpoint signaling; regulation of translational initiation by eIF2 alpha phosphorylation
Molecular function (GO): ATP binding; eukaryotic translation initiation factor 2alpha kinase activity; protein binding
Source: RefSeq, a predicted model, not a curated record